AAUUUUAGUUAUGCAAUACACCCACUGAGAAUACACACACAUUUAUAUACAAAUAGAUUUUAUAAAGGCGUGAUCAGAUAUGGGCUGCAGACAAGGAGUUGCAGAGGAAGGCAACGCCGCCGUCUCCGACGUUUUGUUGCUCACCACAAUGUGCAUCGUCGGCCUUCCGGUUGAUGUUCAUGUGAAGGAUGGCUCUAUUUAUUCCGGUAUAUUCCACACUGCUUGUGUAGACAACAACUAUGCGAUUGUUUUGAAGAAAGCAACAAUGGUCAAGAAGGGGAGUAGGGAAGCAAAUGUAACUAGCGGAAAUGUCAUAGAGACGCUUGUGAUUCUAUCUGAAGAUCUGGCACAAGUUGUUGCUAAGGGUAUUACACUUCCCAGUGAUGGUAUCCCUGGACAUGUAAAGCGUGAUGACGGCGGAGCCGUAGUUGAUGAUAUUCAUUCCCCUGAGGAUGUAGAGAGGGAGACCAAGUCUUCAAAUCCUGAUGAGUCUAAUAGAAAAAGGAGGGCUCAAGAAAGAAAGAAUGAGGGGAGAUCGGACAGAAGGGAGAUCACUGCAUUUCAUCAAGGGCAAACUUAAUUGCAUUAUCUAAUGAUUUGCAGCGGCAAGAAGAUCAAGGCUCAAACCCACAAGUGCGUAUGUGCCAAUCUCACUGCAAUGCUUUCAAGGAAAGCUUGGGACAGUCACCUGUUAUUGCUUGUUCUGACACUCCCAUUGUGUCAUUGGCCAAACUUGAAAUUAAUCAAAAAUCUGGUAUUUCUCCAUCUGGUGUUCCAAAAGAAGGUACAUCUGUUUCAGAUGUUACGCCUUCUAAAGUUUUCCCCAGUUCAUCACAUUUUCAGACUGAUCUAGUGCCUCCAAGAAGUUCAACCUGCAACAAAUCUGCAAAGGAGUCUAAGCUCAACCCAGGGGCCAAGAUAUUCCGUCCAUCUCUUAUUCGCCAAAGAGCUGUUAACCCUCCUGCAAUGCAAACAAUGGCUUAUGUGCCUCAGUCAUGUCAUGUGGUACCAGUUGCUACUCCUGAAUCCGAAGUUGAAAUCGGUGCAUCUCUUCCUCCUCGGUCUUCUCUCCCUAUUAAGCUUUUCCAAUAUAACAGUUUGGUUGCAGGAAAUGGCAACAUUGAUGUACAGUAUGUCCAACCUGGAAUGGGAUACACUGGAAACAGAACAGUGCCUAGGUAUGGUAGUCAGUAUGAUCCACCUCUGGCUGGGACUGGGUAUAUGCAUCCUAUCACAGAAAAUGUCACAGUUGGACAUUUGGGGCCAGUUGUGUAUGUGCAUCCCGUUUCUCAUGGUGUUGUGCAGAGUACCUCAGGGUUAUCUCAAGUACCCUCAUGUACUUCGUUAAAUCCACUUCAGGUCAAUCUCGCUAAGCAUCAAGGAAAUACUGCGACACAAACAUUUCCACUGCGUGUGGCUCCUCCUUUCAUAGCAGGCGCACAGCAAACAUACACUCUGCCAAGCCAAGUUCGCCUUUCUCAUCCCUCGUUUCCAGUAAUGCGACUAGUGCAAAUCCCAGGAUCAAAUGGGGUUUUCAGCUCCAAAUUUGCAUGAUAUCAGCAACAGUAUUAGCAUCAUUGGCUAGCCGUGGUCUUUUUCUAUUGCUUAUGUUCAUUCACAAAUUUGGGCAAGUUUUUUUCCUUUUGAUUUUGCUCAUUACAGCUGUUAGCAUUUAUUCGUUUUCAUUGAUUGCUUGUAAAUUGAGUUUUGGCGGGAGCGAACUGGUAGUUUUAUGUUCAAGCAUAGAAGGGAAAGAUUUUAGUUGCCAGAGAAGGGUUUUAGUUUUGAAAUGGUUAGAGAGAGAUGCAUUACAGGAGUUUUUUCUGCUUUCCUUUGAAAUACUAAAGGUCAUCAAAUAAGAAUAUUUAUUGUUACACUUCCGGGAUGAAAUGUGUUUGUCAGGCACCUAUUUUCAC
Messenger RNA from Cuscuta europaea, 1916 nucleotides. The record is from the annotation of a GenBank genome assembly. NCBI's taxonomy places the organism in Eukaryota, Viridiplantae, Streptophyta, Magnoliopsida, Solanales, Convolvulaceae.